Molecule: messenger RNA, 1083 nt
Organism: Labeo rohita (rohu)
Lineage: Eukaryota; Metazoa; Chordata; Actinopteri; Cypriniformes; Cyprinidae
Gene: rnf181
Product: ring finger protein 181
Exons: 6
Coding region: 133-603 (156 amino acids)
Biological process (GO): protein ubiquitination
Cellular component (GO): cytoplasm
Molecular function (GO): ubiquitin protein ligase activity
Source: RefSeq, a predicted model, not a curated record
UGGCAACUCCCGUCCUCUCGGAAAUAUCGCGAUAGAGUUGUUGUGUUCGCGCUGACAGUGCAUUGAAACAAGUUUCCAUCCCUGAUGAUAAGCAAUUUCAUAACAGUGGGUGAAUUUACAGUGAAGUAGAAAAUGGCAUCAUAUUUUGAUGAGCAUGACUGUGAGCCCACGAAUCCAGAAGAACAGUACCGACAGAACGCCCUGCUGGAGCUUGCGAGGUCUCUAAUGCAGGGUCUUGACAUAGACUCGGGUUCAUUUGAUUUGUCGGAUUGGGACCAGCGUCUUCCCCCUCCUGCAGCCAAAGCUGUGGUUCAGAGUCUUCCUGUGGUCAUCAUCUCCCCUGAACAAGCAGAUAAAGCACUAAAGUGUCCGGUGUGCUUACUGGAGUUCGAGGAGCAAGAGACUGUGAGAGAGAUGCCCUGUAAACAUCUGUUCCACACAGGAUGCAUCCUGCCAUGGCUCAGUAAGACCAAUUCAUGUCCGUUAUGUCGACUUGAACUACCCACUGACAAUCCAGACUAUGAGGAAUUCAAAAAAGACAAGGAACGGAGAAGACAAAGAGAACACAGACUAGAGGAUCUACAUGGAGCCAUGUACACAUGACCUCAGGACCUUUAAGACUAGAAUAUGAAUUCAACUUUCAGUUUAUUGGAAGUGAGAGUUCACUGUGCAGGGACCAGGCUUUGAAAUGAUUACAUUUGCGUGAAUAAGUUUUUAAUGUUAUUACCUUUAAGACUGCUUUGUAUGGCUAUGCACUGAGAACUGUUUGUAUGGAACUGUAAUGUAGCCUUAUAGACACUUCUGAUUUUAUUAAAUGUUUUAAAGCAGUUGCUUUUGUGUGAAACUGAGUUUGUUUGCUCCAUAAUUUUAUUUACGUUCUUAAGCUUUAAGUGCGGAAAAAAACUUGUAUGAAUGCUAUAGUUAAUACAACAAUUCACGCUGGUCACUACAGGACUUUACCAGUGUAGCACAUGAAACCCUCCUUAUAUAAUACGGUAGACCUUAUGAAAAACAUGUAAUGAAGUCUGAAUUCGUAAAUUGUCUUUUCCAUAUUUUUUAAAUAAAAAGUGAGCUUAUCUAACA